Vigna angularis (adzuki bean) is the source of this 2079-nucleotide messenger RNA. RefSeq names its product acylamino-acid-releasing enzyme 2. Gene Ontology annotation, biological process: proteolysis. The transcript has 14 exons. The record is from RefSeq and is a predicted model, not a curated record. Gene Ontology annotation, molecular function: serine-type endopeptidase activity. Lineage: Eukaryota; Viridiplantae; Streptophyta; Magnoliopsida; Fabales; Fabaceae. The coding region runs from base 1 to 1440 and encodes 479 amino acids.
AUGGUGAGGCAAGCCGACAAGGCAAGAAGACCAUCCAAUGUGGAGGUGGGAGAUUGGGUGUAUCUAAAGAUCAGACCCCACCGACAGACGUCGAUGUCUUCCACACUGCAUUCUAAACUAGCCGCUCGGUAUUUUGGACCUUUCCUGGUCAUACAACAGAUAGGAGAAGUGGCAUUUAAGUUGCAACUACCCGAAGCCGCGCGGAUACAUCCAGUAUUCCAUGUGUCGCAAUUAAAGAAGGCCGUGGGGGAGAACAGUGUGGAGAAAGAGUUACCCAUAGACUUAGAGAUGGAGGGACCGUCUCCCUGGCCGAUCAGAGUUCUGGAUAAAAGUGUUCUUAAUAUUCUGACCGUUGUUCAUGAAUUUUCCACCAGUCCAGAUGGAAAACUUCUUGUGUUUUUAUCUGCAAGAAGUGCUGUGGACUCUGGAGUGCAUAAUGCUACAAAUUCACUUCACAGAAUUGAUUGGCUAACUAAUGGAAAACCUUUCCAAUCUUCCAAAAUUGACGACAUGAUUCCUGUUGUGAUGUGCGCUGAAGACGGUUGCUUCCCUGGGCUUUAUUGUACCAUUAUUCAUAGUAAUCCUUGGUUAUCUGACAAUUGCACAAUGAUUAUAUCAUCCAUCUGGCACAGCAGUGAAGUUCUGCUCUCAGUGAAUGUGCUGAGUGGGGAGAUAGUACAUAGCCCUGUAGAUCCAAAUUUCUCGUGGAAUCUUCUUACGCUGGAUGGGAACAAUAUUGUUGCCAUUUCCAGUAGUCCGGUUGAUUUUGCUCAAAUAAGGUAUGGAAAGGCCAUUAAGAAGGAGACAAACAAUACUACAUGGAGUUGGUCAAAUAUAUCCAGUCCAAUAUUCAGAUGCUCUGACAAGGUUAGAUCUUUGCUGUCCUCUCUCCAGUCUGGUAUACUGAGGAUCUCAGUUAAGGAUGCUCAUGCUGGUCAAACAAAAGGUGCUACAAAACCUUUUGAAGCUAUAUUUGUGUCUUCUAAAACCAAUACCAAGAUUGAAUUUGAUCCGUUAAUUGUGAUCCUUCAUGGAGGGCCCCAAGACGUCUCUUUGUCAUACUUUUCUAUCUACAGUUGGAUACAGCUUGCUGAUUGUAAAUUACAGGAUGUCAAUGAUGUUCUCUCUGCCAUAGAUCAUGUCAUCAACUUGGGUCUUGCCAGCCCAUCUAAGAUUACAGUAAUGGGCAUUUCACAUGGUGGUUUUCUGACAACUCAGUUGAUUGGCCAGGCACCAGACAAGUUUGUAGCAGCGGCUGCAAUCAAUCCUGUUUGUAACCUUGCACUAAUGAUUGGAACAACAGAUAUCCCUGAUUGGUGCUAUGUAGAAGCUUGUGGAACCACUGCCAGAAAUUGCUUUACUGAACCACCUUCCGCAGAUGAUUUGACUCUCCUUUAUAACAAGUCUCCCAUUUCACACGUCUCAAAGGUACUUAAAUAAUGAUGAUGAUACAAAGGACGAUACUCCUGGAACUCCAAUAAAUCACCAUCAUGAUCUUUAUCUUCUUCAACUGAUCCAAUAUCUUUAAUGUAAGAGAAUGUUUUAUCUUCUGGGAAAGCAUCAAAAUCAAAACUAAUAACACCCUUUUCAAAGCGAACAGAUAGGUUUUCAGUGAAAUUUAGCAUCAACACUCUCCCUAGUGUAGAGAAUGGGAAGCAGGAACCUCAUCACGAGUAUACCGAGAAUGAUGAAGAUGAUGUUGUCAGAAGAGUUCCACAACGUGAAAGGUGUUCAUUGGUCAGUCAUGGAUCAGGACUCAAACCGUGAUGUAAAUUCAUGUAUGAUAGAAUGGAGGAUAGGAGGAGCAUUUUUGCUGUUGGCAUGAUUUGUUGUGAUGCCGAAGGACGAUUAAAUGAGAAGUCAGUCAUUCUGCAGAGCAGUAUUGAGCAUUCUGGAGGGGAAUGUGUUCGCCUUGACUUGCAACGUUUAAACCAUUAUUCAAUUUUUCCUGGCCAGAUUAUUGCCGCUGGUCCCUUUACUACGACAGACAAUUUAUUGUUUGAGCCUCUUACAGAACUGCUGCAAUAUGCAAAACGAAGACCACCACAGUUGCUUGUAUUGCUGGGACCAUUUGUGGAU